ACGGCGGCAGAAAAAUUUCGCGGCGUGCAAUUGCUUCCCGCGACCUUACACUCUCUCCCGCGGUCCGUUGCAGUCCGCUGCUUUCCGGAAAAAAAUGACGAAAAUCCCCUUCCAAUCCCUUUCAAAUGGAGGAACUGAUCUCCCCUUCGUCGUUGCCGGCCGCAUAAGGUUUCAGCGAGGGCUUGAUCCCGAGGUUCUCGAGAACUUCCCGACGCUGGUGUAUUCAGAAGUGAAGGAGCACAAAAUCGGAAAGGGCGCGCUCGAGUGUGCAAUCUGCCUCAACGAAUUCGAGGAUGACGAGACCAUCCGCCUCCUCCCCGAGUGCGACCACGUUUUCCAUCAGGAGUGUGUAGACGCCUGGCUCGAAACCCACGUCACUUGCCCUGUUUGCCGCGCUAAUUACACCUUCUAUUCUCCCGAUCGUGCAUCCAGAAUUCCCGCGCGAAACGAUGGGGCAAUGCUUGCGCCAGCGCCUCCGGCAAUGCUUGCGCCAGCGCCUCCGGCAUCAGCUUUACCUCCCGACGCUCCGCCGGCGGAUCAUGUGGUGAUCACGGUGGAUGAUAUGAAUGAGAGGAAAGAGGAGAUGCGAGAGCUCGCGAGGAUCGCGAGCAAGGUGAGGGCGAAUGGGCCGAGGCGAUCCAAGAGGAUUUCGAGGUCGCACUCGACUGGGCACUCGAUGAUGCCGCAAGGAGAGGCGGGUCUCGAUCGUUUCACGUUGCGGCUGCCGGAGAACAUGAGGAAGGAGAUCAUCGCCGCUGGGAAGCUGCACAGGUCGAGAACCUUCGCGGUGACGGUGACUGGGGGUGGUGCCGGCGAGUCCAGUACGAGGAAGAUUUCGAGGGGAGCUGGGGAAGGAAGCAGCCGAAGGGGCCGGACUAUUCAUCUCGGGCGGUCGGACGGGUGGCCGUCCUUCUUCGGCCGCUCUUUGUCUGCGAGGAUUUCUUCGUUGGGGAACAGGAGGAGCCGGGAGGAAGGAUACGUGAAGGAGAAGUCAAUAAGCAGGAAGUCAAGCGUUUUUGCAGGAAAUUUUAAUUAG
Molecule: messenger RNA, 1036 nt
Organism: Dendrobium catenatum
Lineage: Eukaryota; Viridiplantae; Streptophyta; Magnoliopsida; Asparagales; Orchidaceae
Product: E3 ubiquitin-protein ligase ATL6
Exons: 1
Coding region: 95-1036 (313 amino acids)
Molecular function (GO): zinc ion binding
Source: RefSeq, a predicted model, not a curated record